AUGAACGCAAUGCGAAAAAGAAGUCUCACCUGGCGUCUGAAAAAUUUAAACCCUCCGUUUACCACUCAAAAGCGGAACGCUAUGUUCAGAUCCAUUCCCGUACAAAAAGUGGUGGCUGCUGGUGUGGCCGCCACUGGUGUGACUGCUUCGUACUUGCUUUACAAGGACACCAUGACCGCUUCGGCCAUGACUGCCGCUGAACACGGGUUGCACCCUCCUCACUACGGCUGGUCCCACAACGGGAUGUUCGACACUUUCGACCAUGCUUCGAUCAGAAGAGGGUUCCAAGUGUACCAAGAAGUCUGUGCCGCCUGCCACUCGCUUGACAGAAUUGCCUGGAGAAACUUGGUCGGUGUGUCGCACACUGCCUCCGAAGCCAAGGCCAUGGCCGAAGACUUGGAAUACCCCGACGAACCCGAUGAUGAAGGUAAGCCCAGAAUGAGACCCGGUAAGUUGUCUGACUACAUUCCCGGCCCUUACAAGAACGAGCAAGAAGCUAGAGCUGCCAACCAAGGUGCUUUGCCUCCGGACUUGUCGUUGAUCGUCAAGGCCAGACACGGUGGUUGUGACUACAUCUUUUCCUUGUUGACUGGUUACCCUGACGAACCUCCCGCCGGUGUUUCGUUGCCCCCUGGGUCGAACUACAACCCUUACUUCCCCGGUGGUUCGAUUGCCAUGGGUAGAGUGUUGUUCGACGACUUGGUUGAAUACGAAGACGGUACCCCCGCCACCACUUCGCAAUUGGCUAAGGAUGUCACCACUUUCUUGAACUGGGCCGCUGAACCCGAACACGACGAAAGAAAGAAGUGGGGUCUUAAGGCUCUCAUCAUCGUCUCGUCGUUGUACUUGCUUUCGGUUUACGUCAAGAAGUUCAAGUGGCAACCCGUCAAGAACAGAAAGAUCAGAUUCGACCCCCCCAACAAGAAGAACUAA
This is a messenger RNA of Diutina rugosa, 933 nucleotides long. It is a transcript of the gene CYT1, whose product is annotated as ubiquinol--cytochrome-c reductase catalytic subunit. Gene Ontology annotation, molecular function: heme binding; electron transfer activity. The transcript has a single exon. NCBI's taxonomy places the organism in Eukaryota, Fungi, Ascomycota, Pichiomycetes, Serinales, Debaryomycetaceae. The record is from RefSeq and is a predicted model, not a curated record. Bases 1 to 933 code for a protein of 310 amino acids. Gene Ontology annotation, biological process: mitochondrial electron transport, ubiquinol to cytochrome c.